AUGGCAAAUAAGCACUCAGACUCCUCGCUCAAAAUCUUGUCCCCAUAUUCAAGCCAACAUAAUACUGUAGACCAUUACAAAGAAGAACGUACUGACCAAUUCACACCUUCCGUGUCCAACGAUAACCUACCAUUUCCCACACCAGCCAAGUCCGAAACAGAUCUUUCAUCCACGCCAUCAGAGCCUCCCUCUACAGCUCCGCGGAUACGACUAGGAGGCACACCAGCGAUCGUAAUCGGGAUAUUGUUCUGUGCCACAGUGAUUGCUGCGCUGCACCAUGUUUACCUGUCUAUCCUGCGAGGACGCAAAGUAUCAGGCCAAUUCUGGAUAAAGAACUCUUCCAACGCUCUGAGUACAUCGGUCCAGUGGCUUUGCACAGCAUCAAUUAUGGUAUCACUUACGCAACUCAUCUGGUGGUUCAUCCGCCGCCGACCGUUCACUGUCCUUCAAUUGAACCAUUUAUUCGGUUUACCUGGUCUUUCUCAAAUUCUCUACCUCGCGUCAUCCAGGAGACUGUGGAAUAUUAUUCCCGUUAUAGCCAUGGCAACGCUUUUGCAAGCAUUGGCGCUCGUAUCCAUUCUUGCUCCCAACUCUCUCGAAGUUGGCUCAGCUUCGCCCAAAAUCACCACUAUCUCCGUACCCACAGUUUUCUUCAGUAAAUCCAAUAUCUCUGAAACGCAUUGUGAUUACUACCCUUCUCCAGCAUGGGAAAAGGUUCUUGAUCGCGCAUUGCAGUCAAAUACACUCAUUGGCUGGAAUGCACCUGUAGGGUGUGGAACUGAAUGCAAUUGCACUGUCCAAUACAACGCACCUGCUCUGAAAUGUACAGAUCUCAGCACAGAUGAAGUAAACGCAAUGCUCUGGCAGAACCCUCACUUCCCUGCGACUGUGUAUAAUGCUACCUCCAACCUUACCAACCCUAGCACUGGUGCGAAUAUGUCCAUGGCGUGGCGUACGUACAAUUCCAAUGGGGAAUCAACCACUGCUGGAGCUCGUUGUUCUCUAUAUAACACUACCCAGCAAUCUGUGGUAUCAUUCGUAAACAACACCGGAAUAAUUUCCCCCAGUAUCAUAUCCUACAACGCAAAAUACCACUUCGAGCAGAGUUUCUCCUGCGGUGCGGUCCAUGGCCGCAACCCCCUCUACCCUCAACUUGCGGCUUUCCUCACGAUUGUAGGAUGGCUUUAUAACCAGUUAAACGGAAGCAUUCUAUAUUCUUUGCCAAAUUCGACGGUACAUGACUGGAUUUCUAGCACCAACUUGAUGACCAGUAAUUUAUUUUCGAUUAACGAAACGGCGAGAACGUUCACUCCAAACAUCGAGAACGUCACUGGAGCGCUGGAGCAGAUCCUAGUCAAUGUUACCGUCGCACUGAUAACUUACAUGGGCCAUACGGCCGUGGUAAAUGCAUCGGUGGCUCAGGAUCAGCUAAUAUGGGUUUACCAUAGCCAGAGAUUAUGGAUUAUAUACGGUACUGCAUUGAUUUUAACGGCAGUAUGUGGUGUCGUCGGGUUGGUUUGCAUGCUGAAAGAUGGAGAAGAUAGAGACUUGACUUUCUGGGAUAUUGUCCGGGCGACCAGGAACUCGGAAUUGGAUGCAGUGGUAGAAGCCGAGAAUGGUGCACAUACGGGAAAAGAUACCAUGUUACAGUAUGCUGUGCAAGGAAAGGAUUCGGAUGCGAAUACCUCCGGUGUCUUCGUACUUGCCAGGUCCUGUCACGAGGAAUCAUAAGCCUGUAGAUGUAUAUAUCCAAUAAAUCUUUAACUUAUAUUCCCU
Desarmillaria tabescens is the source of this 1776-nucleotide messenger RNA. RefSeq lists its product as uncharacterized. The coding region runs from base 1 to 1731 and encodes 576 amino acids. The record is from RefSeq and is a predicted model, not a curated record. The transcript is spliced from 3 exons. Lineage: Eukaryota; Fungi; Basidiomycota; Agaricomycetes; Agaricales; Physalacriaceae.